AUGGAGAUAAAGAAGUCUCGAGACUCCAGCAAUGUUUCCAGGGAGGGUGAAGCUCCCACCGCUCACAAUUGUGCUGCUCUUCUCUUUCCAUUUUUUGAGAAGUGGAGGAAGCAAUAUGGUGAAGUGUUUGUGUUUGCACUUGGCAACACACAGAUAUUAUAUGCGAAUCAACCAGACGCAGUGAGGGAGAUUACAACAUGCACGUCCUUGGACUUGGGGAAGCCUACUUAUCAAUAUAAAGAGCGCGGCCCUUUACUUGGUCAAGGUAUUUUGACCUCAAAUGGCGCCUCAUGGGCCCACCAGCGUAAAAUCAUUGCUCCUGAACUAUACAUGGAGAAAGUUAAGGGAAUGAUCAACUUAAUUACAGAGUCAACAGCUACUCUGAUAAAUUCAUGGAACAGUAGGAUUGAGGCAGAGGGAGGAGUUGCCGACAUAAAAAUUGACAGCUACAUAAGAAGUUUCUCUGGUGAUGUAAUCUCAAGAGCUUGUUUUGGAAGCAACUACUCCAAGGGGGAAGAGAUAUUUCAGAAACUAAGAAAUCUCCAGGAGGCUAUGUCCAAGAAAAUCUUUUUGACUGGAGUUCCUGGAAUGAGUACUCCUACUCUCAACCACCUCAACAAGACGUUCAAUUUGUAG
Messenger RNA from Prunus mume (Japanese apricot), 636 nucleotides. NCBI's taxonomy places the organism in Eukaryota, Viridiplantae, Streptophyta, Magnoliopsida, Rosales, Rosaceae. The record is from RefSeq and is a predicted model, not a curated record.